GAAAGUGUAUGAACACUCAUAACAGUGCUGUCAGUAGCUAGCAAGCAGCUAGUUAGGUAGACAUGUAGAGGGCAUAAGUGGUAUUAUAACGCUUUGAUUUGUACGUAUAUAAAACGUGCAUUUGACAUGGCUCUCAAAGCUUGCAGAAAGUUUUCGGGAGUGAUUCCCCGACUCUUGUUUAAAAGAAAUGGCCCUCCUUUCCCCUGUGCCUCGAAAGGAAUGCCAUCAGACAUGCCAGAGACUCAAACCCGCUGUGCUUAUGUCCUGUGGACCAAAAGAGCGUACUUGUUGCGUAGUUUCAGCUCGUCGUCUUCGCCCUCUGAAACCAAUGUGUCCUACGACCAACUGAAGCAAAUCCUUGCCUCUCAGUCUAGUGUAGUCAUAGAUGUGCGCGAACCAUGGGAGUUGAGAGAGUACGGACACAUGCCGGGGUCAAUCAACGUCCCUUUGGGCCAGGUGUGUGUUGCCCUGCAGCUGGACCCCGAGGAGUUCAGGGAGAGGUUUGGAGGAGACAUGCCCCAGCAGACGGACCACAUCAUCUUCUCCUGCCUGGCAGGAAUCAGGAGCAUGAAGGCCCUGGACACAGCAGUCUCUCUGGGAUACACAGACGUUCGGCAUUACCCUGGUGGCUGGCAGGAAUGGGCGGAGCUUGAGCAGCUGAACUAAUCAUGUUUUAAGUGUGCCAUAAUAAGGACUUAAAGAAGUGUAUAAAUGGUUUAAGUAUUACUUUAUAAACUUUAUAUAAACAGCUUAUAAAGUCAGUGUCAAUCUUUAAUCGAUGAAACUCAGUAGUCCCAGGACUUUAAAUAUGCGUGUCAUUUUAAGUUUAUACCUGCGGUGUAAAUGGUUAACCCUUUGCAUACCCAUUUCCUUAUGUGUUAUUGCUUUUAUUGAAUCAAUCACAAGUUUGUAGGCAUUACUUUGGUUGAGUCAUUGGACCUUUUGGAGAGGCUUUUCAGAGUACAAACUGUCAUUUGUUUUGACCUUUGAACUGGAGUUUGGAAUAUCAGCCUCUUCCUGUGGUGUUCAUUCCAGACUAUGCAAAAAUAAAUUCAACUGUGAUGGGAUUAGACCCAAACUAAAGGCACAAUUUGAUUUAUGUUU
This is a messenger RNA of Osmerus eperlanus (European smelt), 1104 nucleotides long. RefSeq names its product thiosulfate sulfurtransferase like domain containing 3 (gene tstd3). Lineage: Eukaryota; Metazoa; Chordata; Actinopteri; Osmeriformes; Osmeridae. The transcript is spliced from 4 exons. Bases 127 to 666 code for a protein of 179 amino acids. The record is from RefSeq and is a predicted model, not a curated record. Gene Ontology annotation, molecular function: thiosulfate-cyanide sulfurtransferase activity.